Molecule: messenger RNA, 574 nt
Organism: Stereum hirsutum FP-91666 SS1
Lineage: Eukaryota; Fungi; Basidiomycota; Agaricomycetes; Russulales; Stereaceae
Exons: 4
Coding region: 276-470 (64 amino acids)
Source: RefSeq, a predicted model, not a curated record
AGGGGAAGGCAUCUUGAAUGUGUUUGCAGAAAGUAUGGUGAUCAGCCAGACUGGAGAACCCAAUGAGGCACAUCGUUUUUCGAAGCCCCACGAGUGUAGCAAUGUCCAAAUUAUCUUGAUAGCCGUGAUAAUGCUGGCGACAAGAACCUGUACAAGGCGGCCGAUAUCGAAAGGUACGAGUCUAGCACAGCAGAGUAACUUUUGCGGCAAAGACAUCCAUCAGUGCCCAGCUUGUGGACAGUCUCCCACACAUUGAUGACCAUCAAUAGAUAUGCAUGAAAUCAGACUCUUCUUACACAGAAUACCCGGCUUUCGCGAAUCGCGAUACUCUGAGUGCACGCAAAGUCAAUGACCCUAAUGCUGUGUCAUGUACGAUAAAUCUGGUGUGGGAAAGGUCGCCAAAUGAGUUGGAAGCAGAGUCCUCGUCCAACGGUAUUGUGUCAGACGCGGACGCUUGCAAAAGCUGGUGAGUAUCAAGAAGUGCAUAUGACCGUAAAUAUUGGAAGCGAGCAGGCCUCCUCGAGAUUAACUAGAGCAUCAUUUGCUUAGAGCACUAGUCUCACAGCGAGAGCAG